AUGGCAGCGCCCUCCAGAACGCCGCACAGCGGCAGCGGCAGCAGCGUCGCUAGUGCCGCCGCAUCAGCGCAAGCACCAGCAUCGUCUCUGUCACCUACAUCGCCAGUGGGCCAGACCCACCCGCACCACCAUCAUCAUCACCACCAUCACCAUCACCAUCACCACGCUCAUCACAUCACCGACCCUGCGCGCCGAAAGAAGAAGCACCUCCCAGCCCAGCUCGCCCAGCUGCAGCUCGAGAACGAGGACGAGGAUGCCAACAACUUCAUCUCGUCAUCUCGCGACGCUUCCGAAGAGGACAACGACGAUCAAGAGGAGACUUUUGACGACGAUGCCUCCAUUGCAUCUCUCCGCCAGCAUCAGCAGGGUGCGAGCACGAGCUCCCUGACCAGCGUUCCCAUCUCCUCAUCGCUCUCCUCUAUCCCGCCCAACGAUCGCGAUCAAGCUCUGAUCGACUCGGCAGCAUUGCAUCAGCCGUCCAAGCUGCAGCACCAGCUCAAGCCCACCUCUGCUCUCGAUGACAAGACACCCGCAAGCACAAGUCCACCUCGCGUCGCCGCCGCCCCAGCAGUCGCUUCCGCGACUGGAAUCGCUGGCGCUCCCACCAGGACCGCCCAGCCAAACGUGCAGCACGGCUUCGUUUCCCCCACACAGCAGCAGAACCAGUCGUCGCAGGAUCGCAGACGCGAGGCCUCGUCUGAUGACGACGACCGAUACGUCCGCCCCUCGGUGGGUGCGACGCUGGCGAACGCAAGCGCUGCCCUAUCCAGCAGCUCGUCGACGGAGCUCCUCCCCAAGGCGAUCGUCGCACAGCGACAGGCGGCUCACCCAGUUGGAGCGGCCUCCGACCGCUCUGCGAAGGGUACCUCGGGAGCCAACCUCAACCUCGGCUCGCUUCCGUCUCCCAACCUUGCAGGCGGCGCUUCCUCGUCUCAGCCGCUGAGCACGGUCAAGCCACAGAGCCAAGCCAUCGACCCCAUCUCGAGCGCCGCGGCUGCGGUUACGCCAAAGGCGCAGCAGGUGAGCGAGACCAGCGCAGCGCCAGCUUUGGACAAUGCUUCGGUUGGACAAGCCGUAACCUCGAGCGGCAUCUCACCGGCUGCCAAGCGCAAGACUUCCGCCUCGCAUCACGCGUCCACCGCUAGUGCACGUCGCGCAGAGAUCCACGAUGGUGCUGCUGAAGAGGCUGGCAACAACACGGAUGGUGCCACCCCCUACGAUGGCGAUGUCGAGUAUGCUGCUCGCACCCCUGCGUCCGUUCCAGCCGGCACCAGCUCGUCUGGAGGCACAGUUCCAACUCAGCGCGAUACCAGCAAGUCCGCGUCCGCAGCGAACCGGGCUCCCGCCAAGAGCACUGCCCCGGGACCUGUCCGUUCGCUCUCGUACAUCGAGACUAUGAAGAGCAAACACGCCGAUUGCCAACCCGAAGGCGACGAGUUCGAGGAGGGCGGCUUCCAGCCCUCAUCGAUCCCGUCAGCAGAAGAGAUCCAGGCCUGGGUCAACCAAGCCAUUUUCAAGCCUGACGCCCAGCGCGACUACUCCAUCAACCCGCCGCCCAAGCGCUACGAUAGCGAGGGGCGCGAACGUCCCAUUCGCAUCUAUGCCGACGGCGUUUACGACCUCUUCCACUACGCCCACGCGCUGCAGCUUCGACAGGCCAAGCUGUCUUUCCCAUCGGUGCACCUCAUCGUGGGUGUGGUGAGCAGCUUCUCGUGCGGCAAGCACAAGAACAAGCCCGUGCUCACAAGUCAGGAGCGCUAUGAGUGCGUGCGCAACUGCCGCUGGGUCGACGAGGUUCUUGAGGACGCACCUUGGGUGGUCGACCAGAAGCUCAUCGACACUCUCGAGAUCGACUACAUCGCCCACGAUGACCUGCCUUAUUCGGGCAUCGGCAUGGAGGACAUCUAUGCUUUCGUCAAGAAGCAGGGCAGGUUCCUGCCUACCAGGAGGACCGACGGUGUGUCGACGUCCGAGCUGCUCGGUCGAAUCGUCGAGGUCUAUAGGGAGGGCAGCCUCGAUGGCAAGCUCACCAAGAUCGGGCUCGAGGACCUCACCUCCACACAUAUUCCCAAGUCAAGAUAG
This is a messenger RNA of Moesziomyces aphidis, 2082 nucleotides long. The record is from the annotation of a GenBank genome assembly. NCBI's taxonomy places the organism in Eukaryota, Fungi, Basidiomycota, Ustilaginomycetes, Ustilaginales, Ustilaginaceae.